This is a messenger RNA of Xiphophorus maculatus (southern platyfish), 1334 nucleotides long. Its product is annotated as receptor-transporting protein 3-like. NCBI's taxonomy places the organism in Eukaryota, Metazoa, Chordata, Actinopteri, Cyprinodontiformes, Poeciliidae. The transcript is spliced from 3 exons. The record is from RefSeq and is a predicted model, not a curated record. Gene Ontology annotation, biological process: protein targeting to membrane; protein insertion into membrane. Gene Ontology annotation, molecular function: olfactory receptor binding. The coding region runs from base 193 to 720 and encodes 175 amino acids.
AGAAACUUACUGAGGGUGUUUGUUGUUGAUAACCCAUUUCCAUGGCAGGGAAAGCGAAAAUGACUCUAAGUUUCGUUUUCCUGACUACAGCUGAUUCUGUCGCAUAUAAAUAACGCGGCAGUCUGUGGAGCAACAUUCAGAGGACAAGCACUGCGUUUCUGCGGAUCUCCAGACGUCAGAAAAUAAAGCAAAAUGAGCAGACCAGCAGGUUGGGUCCCAGCUUUCUGGCUGGACAUAUUUGAUGAACUCCUUUAUGAUGACAAUGAGCUGGACUACGGAGACGAGUGGAAUCUAAACUUUAACUACACCCAAACAGACGAAAUCACCAAAGAACAGAGGAAGAGAGGCUGGAAAGUGUAUUCCCAUUGUGCCUUUGGAAAGUUCCAGUGCGGAGCUUGUCAUAAGACCUGGCGUUCGGCUCGAGCGGUGGUGCUGUUCCGCUACCGGGUGAGAAACGGCCGGGGUACGGUGAUAAUGCGACCUUUUGGUCAAGCUUGUCGUCAAUGCCAGGACGGGGCAUUUGAUCUUCCAGGUUUCACCAGGAAAGAAGUGGAACACGCUUUGCUCAGGCUUUUUUCCAAAAUCCGUAAAAAUUGCUAUGGGGAGGAGGAAAGCGACGAAGCUUCUUCGACAUCCUCUGCUAAAGUGUGGACCAAGCCCCACGAGGCAGCACUGUGUGAGGCCUGCCGUCUGGGCAUUUGCUGUCUGGAGGAUGAGUGAAGGAGAGACAUCCCAUCUUUCUCAGUUUUGGCAGACCUUAUCCUUGACGUUUUGAGAUUGUAAAUAUGUUUGUCAGAUAAAGUUUGACGUGAUACUGGGACCAAAAAUCAGCUUUUGUAAAAUUAAAAUGACUUGGGUCAUUUUUUUGUUUGCUUAUUUAGUUAUCGUAGACAUAUUGUACAUAUGAUACUUGUGCAUUUAUGGUAAAAAUUGACAUUUCACCUUAUUUUAUAAUGAUCUAUACUUUUUAUUAUUCAAUUAAGGUAAUCUAAAUACAUCUAUGCAAGUGGGAUUUUUUUUCCCCUUUUUUUGUCAGAUGUUCCACAAAGUUUGAUAAUGUUGGCAAUGGGGAUGUUUUAUUAAAAAAGACUUGUCUGCUGUUAAUUCCUCACAUUGUAAAGAGAUUUAUUAUAUUUAGAUAUAUUUUCUAAUAUCUUAUUUAUGAAACCAAUACUUACAGAAGUUAAGGUACAUAUAUGUUAGAACAGGGUGAAGUAUUAUAGUGACAAUAUAUCCUGUUUACUGUAUGUUCACCUAACCUGAAGCUCAGCAGAUAGAAAAUACCAAUAGAACCAGGAAGUUUGUGUAAAAAUAAAAAUCAACCCUAACAUAAA